Antrostomus carolinensis (chuck-will's-widow) is the source of this 1654-nucleotide messenger RNA. RefSeq names its product intracisternal A particle-promoted polypeptide (gene IPP). The transcript is spliced from 7 exons. NCBI's taxonomy places the organism in Eukaryota, Metazoa, Chordata, Aves, Caprimulgiformes, Caprimulgidae. Gene Ontology annotation, molecular function: protein binding. The annotation marks the transcript as partial. The record is from RefSeq and is a predicted model, not a curated record.
GCAGGGGUGGUGAGCAUCGGGGAGCACAACGUUCAGGAGCUGAUCGUCGCCGCCGACAUGCUGCAGCUCACCGAGGUGGUGGAACUCUGCUGCGAGUUCCUGAAGGGGCAGAUCGACCCCCUGAACUGCAUCGGCCUCUUCCAGUUCUCCGAGCAGAUCGCCUGUCACGACUUGAUGGAGUUCACCGAGAGCUACAUCCACGCACACUUCCUGGAGGUGCAGAGCGGGGAGGAGUUCCUGGCCCUGACCAAGGAGCAGCUGGUUAAGAUCCUGCGAAGUGAGGACCUCAGCAUCGAGGACGAGUACCAGGUUUUCACAGCAGCGAUGCAGUGGAUUUUGAAGGAUGUGGGGAAACGAAAGAAACACGUUGUAGAAGUGCUGGAGCCUGUUCGAUUCCCUCUGCUGCCAGCACAAAGGCUACUAAAAUACAUAGAAAGUAUUCCAGAUUUCAGCCUUCGGGUGGCCCUGCAAACUCUGUUGAAAGAAUAUUGUGAAGUCUGUAAAUCUCCCAAAGAGAACAAGGUCAGCAGUUUUCUGCAAGCUUCUAAAGGUCGUCCCCGGAGGAAAGCCAGGAAGUACCUUUAUGCAGUAGGUGGGUACACCCGGCUGCAGGGCGGACGCUGGAGUGACAGUAGAGCCCUCAGCUGUGUGGAGCGAUUUGACACCUUCAGCCACUACUGGACCACUGUGUCCUCUCUUCACCAGGCCCGGAGUGGGCUGGGUGUGGCUGUGGUGGGAGGAAUGAUCUAUGCCAUUGGAGGUGAGAAGGACUCGAUGAUUUUUGACUGUACUGAAUGUUAUGAUCCUGUCACUAAACAGUGGACCACUGUGGCUUCCAUGAACCAUCCCCGCUGUGGACUGGGACUGUGCACGUGCUAUGGUGCUAUCUAUGCUUUGGGAGGUUGGGUUGGAGCAGAGAUUGGCAACACAAUUGAAAGAUUUGAUCCUGAAGAAAAUAGUUGGGAUGUGGUGGGAAGCAUGGCUGUGCCCCGUUACUGCUUUGGGUGUUGUGAAAUGCAAGGUUUGAUUUAUGUUGUUGGUGGUAUCAGCAACGAAGGAGUAGAGCUACGUUCUGUUGAAGUCUACGACCCAAUAUCUAAACGUUGGUCUGAGCUCGCUCCAAUGAGCACCCGAAGAGCCUAUCUUGGUGUAGCUGCUCUCAACGAUUGUAUCUAUGCUGUGGGAGGCUGGAAUGAAUCUCAGGAUGCACUGGCUACUGUGGAAAGAUACUCUUUUGAAGAGGAAAAGUGGGUUGAAGUUGCAUCGAUGAAGAUACCAAGAGCUGGUGUCUGUGUUGUGGCUGUAAAUGGAUUUCUUUAUGCCUCGGGAGGCCGAGCUCCCAGUCAUGAUUUUGCUGCUCCAGUAACCUCUGACUCUGUUGAAGUUUAUAACCCUCAUAUGGACAGUUGGACUGAAAUUGCCAACAUGAUCACCAGCCGCUGCGAAGGAGGUGUAGCUGUGCUGUAAAACACAAAGAACAACACUCAUUCAAGGAAUGAGUAAGUCUGGCUCCUCAGAUUGCCAGUUUCAUUGGCCAGAAACCUCUUCUAACACAGAAGCUUCAGUAGAGACAGUGGAGAAUUAGAUCAGAGGGCUUUUCCUGAGCAAAAGGAAAUAUUAAAACUCUUGCCCUCCAAAGCAAAUUGGCUUAUCC